This is a messenger RNA of Psammomys obesus (fat sand rat), 1386 nucleotides long. Its product is annotated as melanoma-associated antigen D4-like. NCBI's taxonomy places the organism in Eukaryota, Metazoa, Chordata, Mammalia, Rodentia, Muridae. The record is from RefSeq and is a predicted model, not a curated record.
AUGGAUGCCACUUUGAGCAGAACCAGACCGAUCAUCCAAGGGUCUUGGGGGUACAAGACAGCCAUAACCAUUCUAGAGUUCAAAACUAGUUGCUGGGAAAAGUCUGCAUCUCCCAGGGAGCAUGAUGUCCGGCCCUCCCCUCCCUUCUCCUGGCUUCUGGCCUUGCAGAAUGAGCCCUGGGAACUGGAAAACCCCGUGCUGGCCCAGACACUGGUGGAGGCAUUCCAGCUGGAUCCCAAACCGCUGGCCAGUGACGGGGAGACCCAGGCAUAUGCUGCCAAUGUAGCCUUUGCUUCUAGCCCAGCUGCAUGUGUUGCUACAGCUACUGCCUUGUUCAGAAUGGCUGUCUUCAGCAGGAAUGGCCAAAGGGCUGAGUAUCUGAGGCCUCUGCUCAGAUCAGGUGCAUUUAACAAGUAUGACCCACAUUCCACAGACAUGAUGAAAGACGUCAUCAAAGAAUACAGUGAACAUUUGCCUAAGGCCAUUGCAAGACCUACCUACACUCUGGAAAAGCUGGGGGUAGAACUUCAGAAUUUGCCUGAAGGAAAUAAACAAGAAAUAACAUUCAUUCCUGUCUACACAAGGAAUUCUUCUGCUGCCUUCCGGGAUAGUAAGGAAGGGAAAGGGAAUGCUGCAGUCUUGUCCAUGCCUGUAUGCUCUAAGGAAAAUAGGAGUCCAGGACUCAAGGACCCAAUCAGCAAGAUUAGGGUCCUGAGGUUCAUUGCCCAGCACCAGAACCAGUAUCCUAAGAAACGGAAGGCUCAUUUCUUGGAGGCAGUGGAUGGUGCUUUCCAGAAUAUGGAUGUGGAUAUGACUGAGGAACAUGCCAGGGCCCAGAUGAGGACCCAGAUUAAGCUUUUUUUGGGGGGAGGAGGGGAUGAAGCCUUUAUUGGACAGUAGAGCUGGGACAACUAGGAAGAGCUGCUGGCCCGAGAUGAGGGAGAUUUCAAUGAUGCUUGGGCUAGGAUCUCUUUUGCAUUCUGGGCCAGGUAUCAGCAGUGCACACUAAAUAGCCACUGCACGAAUGGGAGAGCCGCAUGGAAGGCUGAUAGCAGCAGCAGCACAGAAGGUGAGGCAGGCACCAACAUCCUAGAUAACCUCAGCAUCUGCUGCACCAUCUGGAUCAGAGAUGCCACCAGAGAUGGCGCCAGUUUCUCCUAUAAUCCAAUAAGAUCAUCAAAGUACACAAGCCUCUAUUACGGGGAGAAAAAUGGGGCCCUGCACAUUUCCACCCUGCCCUCCCAUCACUGCUUGGUGGAGGCACAUAAGAAGGUACAGAGAUCUGAGAUGAAUGUCUACAUGUGCAUACUGCAUCACGGUGCCUUGCAGACCUCUUCCCUGACUCCCACUCUUGCCAAUAGUGGCUUAUACCCCCCCAAACAAUAA